Molecule: messenger RNA, 4011 nt
Organism: Aspergillus melleus
Lineage: Eukaryota; Fungi; Ascomycota; Eurotiomycetes; Eurotiales; Aspergillaceae
Exons: 4
Coding region: 1-4011 (1336 amino acids)
Source: RefSeq, a predicted model, not a curated record
AUGGCAGAGCCGAGCAGCCACGAUGCGGUAAAUCAAACCCGGUCGGGCGGCGACCCUUUGUCUUCCGACGUUCCUGCGAGCAUUAACGACAAGAAAUCUACCGGUGGAGACGUGGGGGAGAUUAAUCAUACCGCUACAACAACAAAAUACGAAACGACAACAAAUACUGCACCUAUUGAACGAAUGGAGCCUUCCGAAUCGUUAGCGCACAAGGACGAAGCUGGGCCGGGCACUGAACGGCCGUCGACUGAUCUCUCGCGACCUGGUCCCGGACCCGUGGAAUCAAGAGCUCUGGAAAUGAAUGGAAUGGCUUCCGCAUCGGACGGCGGGGAGGACACGGCUUCGCAAGGUGGUUCGGAAUCGGACGCCAGUCGAACGGACUCCAAACUGAACUCGCGUGCCUCGUCGACAAAACGACCAACCUCGUUCAAGCCUGUCAGCUUCGCCAAAUUUUCGGUCCCGAAGGCCUCAGGCACGCCUCCCGCGGCGAAGGCGCCCGAGAAAGCUCCGUUGUCCUCGGGUACCCCGUUAGGUCAACCGCCGCAAAACUUACGCCCACGAUUAGUCGCCAAGACGACGAGUUUGCGCGAUUCAUUAUCCAAGGGGGGACCAAAUGCGGCCAAGCCGGGCGGAGGUGGUCCUGAUCCCGGCCAAGUAUGGAAUCGGAAUCAACCGGUCCAGCAAACGCCUCCCAAACACCUAACAGACGAGGAACUGAAGCAGCAAUAUGGAAUCCACAUGACUUCUCGCAUUCAGGAAGACGGUGGCGGAACGGAAUCGAAAUGGGCUGAUAUAGACGACGACGAGGAUGACUGGGCCCCGGAGACGAUAGAAUGGACCGAUGGGACCAAAACCAACCUCACUCAACCGGAGCCUGCGCCGCCAACUGUUCAGGAGAACCGAGUACCUGCGGAGCCCAAAGAAGAGCCUCUACCUCCCGAGCAAAUAUCGACUGCCAGGGAGGCACCUAAGUUCAUGCCAAAACCGACAACUUCCAUCGGACCCAACCCCACCGUCCUCAGACUUGGUGCCAAUGCGGAACGACAAGCAAAGAACGCAAGCAUAUUGUCUAGGGGCUCAAAUGAGAAGUCUCCUUUACUGUCUUCCAGUCCGGCUCCUCCUCCGGCCAAGUCGCCAUGGGCUCCGUUGCCGCCCGUUGAGAAAAUCUCGCCCGUUAUGCCGCCAGUCCAGCUUCAGCAGCAACCCAUGCGGGCCCCUGUCCGAGAACCGCCUCACCUGCACGACGGUGGCGCUGGGACCGCACAUCUCAAGGAGAUUGCGGCAGACGAUUUCAGUCGAUCGCUGAGAGAAACGCAAUAUGGUACUCGCGAACUCUUCAAUUCGAGGUCAGGCCGCUACGAGCCCGUAACCGAUAAUAGGAAAGCACCCUGGCGUGCGGAACAGGGCAUGCGUCCCCCAUCUCUGCUGCAAAGACCUGUUCCGGGCGAGCCCAUGGCCCCCCUGGGCCCCGCGGAGCCAUCGCCGGCCUUCCAAACCCACCGAUCAGGUGGCCCAGACGGUACUCACUGGACGCGACGUCGAACAUCAUCCAAUGUGAGUGGAGGAAGUGGCAGCUUUGGGCGACGGAUGUCGAUUGGCAGGCCCGACGCUGCGCAACGAUCCUUUGAAACUCGGAGAGGUUCCCAGGCAAAUGGAAUGAUGGAACCACCAGUUUUUGGUAGAGACCUGGGACCUGCCAACCAGCCAUUGCGAGAAGUUUCGCCUACUCGACAUGGUCCUGGAAUGCCCUGGUCUCCGCGUGGCCAGCCAGCUGCCCUGCAUGACAAAGCCCCAGUUACCCAUGGUCACACCGUUCAGCCGCCUCACGAGGCCCAAGCUGGCGAACAAGCAACACCUCUACCUCAAGGACCCGAGGGAUCUCAGGAAGACCCGGUUCUUAUGCAGCAGCGCAUUAUGAAGGAAAAGAGAAUGGAGGCUCGGCAACGACGGUUGGAGCAGGAAGAGAAGGAAGAGGCUGCAAAACGUGAACGAAUCCGACAGAAGCUUGAAGCGCUUGGUCCGCCCCCUGACAAAGUCAAGCAGCCUCGCCGGGAGUCGCUAGAUAGCAACAAGCUAGAGGCCCAUAUUCCAGCCACUGCAGCGCAACCCUCGCAUUCACCCCCCAAGCCUCCCGUGCCUGAGCCGACGGGCGAACCGAAACAGUAUGGAAUGAUGAAGGUCCAUCACCCAGAUACCGUCAAGAAGCGCAUCGAGAAGGAACGUGCCGCCGAAAAGGCCGCGCCAGUAGCCACUGGUCGACGUGCCCCUUCUCCCACCCGCGAGCUCAAGCCUGACGCUACCAUUGCCAAUGGCCUGCAGUCAUCUGAGGAGCCACAGGCGCAGACUCCAGAGAAGUUCCCUGAAGCCAAACUUGAGGAGCAGGCGCAGUGGCGAGGAGGCCUCAAUGUUUCCAGUCCCUAUUCGCCGUGGACUACAAACACGAAGCUUGUCGGACCGCCGCCUAUUAUGAACCCCUGGAAACCCCUCAGUAAUGAUAAAACACUGGGUAAUGGCAUAUUUGAACAAGGCCUUGGAGGCUUCCCGACCCGGGAUAUCUCUCUGCGUGGGCCUCUUGGCUUGGAUCAGUCGUCUGUCACACCAGCGUCGCAGCCGUUUUCAGCACCUUCGCGCUCACCGCAAGAAAGUGCAUCCAUCUCGCCAUUGCCGUCUCCCGAAGUCCGACAUGCAUCCUAUGAGCCUAUUCAUCCCAUUGCACGCCCAGGACCCAUUGGGCCUCCAAGCUUGCAGCAUUCUCACUGGCAGCAUGAUAACCGCGUGCCAGGGACCGCAGCAUGGCACAACUUCCAUGCGGUUGCCGCUAAGCGGGAGGCCGAUGAUAGUGAGAAGCUUCGCAAUGAGAUGAACACCAUGCGCGAGGGACCAUCGUCCCUCCCGUUGACGCUGAAUGAGACUUGGAGGCAAGUCCGGUCGGGAGACCAAGCUGGACAGAGGCAGAUUGUUGGGAUUUCACGGCCAACAGACAACAACCCACCGAUCCCGAAUCCUCUUCCCGGGUUGGAUCACCCUGUUGGUCCUCUGCCGUUCGCCGAAAACCCUGCACGUCCGCUUGGAACUGUUCCGGCCCGUAGUUCGCGAUUCUUCCCCCAAGCUACGGAGCAACAUAAGAAGCCGACGUUUGAGGAGGGCGACGAUAUGCGCAGUCCGUCACCGCCUCCUCCAGAAGACAUGUCGAACCAUCCCGUGUACACCGGAGACACGAACCGGCCCCUUGUCCACCUUCCUGCACCGAAGCCAAUUGUGAAGCUACCUCCUAAGGUCGUUGCUCCCCCACCUCCUCCACCUACAUUUGCAUCGAUGGUCGCUGCGCCGCCACGGGCUGCGCCGGUGUCCACGGCAACGUCCUGGCAGGAGAAGAUCAACUGCCUUUUCGGCAAGAAAACGGUGUCCGAGAAGAAGAACGCUUUGGCAGUUACAUCGGCUUCCAAAGAGCCCCUUGAUGUUCCGCUGCACAUCGCUUCGGUUUCUGUCUCACUCCCUCAAAAGGAUGACCUUCCAGCCGGUGACGGCGAACUUUCGGCCCGGAAAGUUGAAGAAGCAGAAGAGAUAUUCGAAGAUCGUGAAGUCGGAUCUCUACCUGUUGUUCGAGUUCCUACCAUGGCGCCUGCUGCCGCUUGGCAGGCAGCGCCGGCCCCUUCGCAGUCUCGAUUGCGGUCAAAGCAUUUGAAACCCAUGCAGGUUCACAGUAUUGAACCCUUUUCGGUCGGAUUUCACGAUAAGGAUGCAGGAGGGUUCCGAGUUUUGAUUCGUCUUCCAGGAGCCGUCAUGGCGAAAACCAUGCUUCUCCCUCAAAAGGCAGGAAGCCUUAAUUCGCUACGAUCUCGCGGCUCUUCGAGCUAUAAACCUCGCAAGACCACCAAGCCUCGCGAAGCAACUGGUGGUUCAAAUUCGAAAAAACCAACGCAAUCUCAGCACUCAAGUGGCAACGGACCUGCGCGACAUCAGUCGCGAACCGCAUCCUGGGGUCCACGCACUUCUAGUGGAUCUCGCUAG